Messenger RNA from Gigantopelta aegis, 3010 nucleotides. Its product is annotated as protein PIF-like. The record is from RefSeq and is a predicted model, not a curated record. NCBI's taxonomy places the organism in Eukaryota, Metazoa, Mollusca, Gastropoda, Neomphalida, Peltospiridae. Gene Ontology annotation, cellular component: plasma membrane. The transcript has 16 exons. Bases 191 to 1948 code for a protein of 585 amino acids.
CGUCACUAUACGGAAGUAAAAAUAUAUGUUUAAUUAGGAGUGGAAAAUCCACAACCCGACUCAAUAUCAACGUAAACUGCUGACAUAUUUCGAAGGUUAAAACGUUCACUGCACGAGAAACCGUCAUGGUUGAGUAUUCUAUAGACCACUGUUUAAAUUCUCUUGGAGUGAGAGUUGAAUGGUGUGAGCUAUGCGCCCAGCAAUACCUGUAGUGCUUGUCUUACUGUUUAACGUUACAACUAGUUCCUAUUACAAGUACAUUGGUUGUUUCGAGAAGGAGGUGAGCGGGUCGUCGUCCGUGCCCAGGCUGUUCAACAACAAGUACUCGGGGAUGCCGCGGCUCACCCUGUCCGUGUGUCUGCUGGAGUGCACCUCGCACAACUACUACUACGUCGCCCUUGAUAGGACUCACUGCGGCUGUUCGAAUACCGUGGGUCACCUGCGAAGGGAGAGCGGGUGUACUGCCCCGUGCAGGACGCGACCGUUCCCCAAUGUGCCCUGUGGAGGCGAGAUGCGACUGGCUGUGUACCAAAUGACUGACAAACGCCAUAUGAAAAUAUACCUCGGCUGUUACAAACUGCUCCCCCUGGACGAGGACAUGGCGAUGGCGCCACUGCAGGACAACUCUGCGUUCAGCGGCGCCACACGCCUCGUCGAGCGCUUCGUGGCCACCAGCUGCAUCAACCACUGCGCCAAGGCGGGCUACGUCUACGCCGCUCUGUACAAUGGUGAUUUCUGCGGCUGUGACACGCGACUGGACACCAUCAAGGUGAUGCGACACAUACACUGCAACUACCCGUGUGAGGACGUCAAGUUGGGCACUUGCGGCGCCGGUAAUGACGAGCCCUUUGUGUCGGUGUGGAAGUCAGAUUCCGCUGCAGUCAAGCUGUUGCCAAGUGUAGUCGACGAAGACUUUAACGAGAAAGAGUUAAUGAAACAAAUGGACGCCAAUAUUGACGACGGGGAUGAUCGAGUUCAAGAAUUCAAAAUCACAGAAAACGGAAAUUUAGAGUGGAAGAACAAGGAGAAGAAGGUGAGGGUCGUUCGUUACGAGAGAGAGGAAUCGUCUGGCGAUGGAGCCGAGGAUUUGGGAACAGAGGUAGACGGACCCAGUGGAAACGGAAGAAACCCUCUGGAUGAUGACGGUUCCGGCGGGUCGUCAAAUGAAGCUCCCGCUAAAACCUCCACUAAAGCUUCCGCCCAAGGCUCCGGAAAAGCUUCUGGUAAAGCUGCAACUCUUGAAGUCUCUACUAAAGCUUCCACUCUUGAUGUCAGCAACAGUGCUAAACUACAUGUUAAAGCUAAAGCUUAUAAAGCUCGUACUAAAGCUAAAGCUCGCGCUAAAGCUAAAGCUCGUGCUAAAGCUUAUGCUAAAGCUCGUGCUAAAGCUGGAGCUAAAGCUAAGGUCUCCGCUAAAACCUCUGCUAAAGUGCCUGCUAAUGCCAUCAAUAUCACCAACGAAGAAGCAGAAAAAGAGGAAAAAGAAGACUAUUACGAACAAGAAGAGGAAAGCGAAAAAGACGAUGUUGGGUCUCUUGGUCUGCCCAUAGGACUGGGAGUCGGUGGCGGCGUCGUCUUCCUAAUCGUUAUCGUCGGAAUUUGCAUCGUCAUAAAGAGAAAGCGUUCUAAAGUUGACGAUUCGUCAGACGAGGAUGACGAUGACGAUGACGACGACGAAGAAGUAGCGAAAAGGGCGAAGAAGAAAGACAAAACAAAGAAAGACAAAACAAAGAAAGAUGAAAAAUCUGGACGAGCUGCAUCUUCCAGAAGAUCAGGAUCAUCACGUGAGCACAAGUCGUCCUCGAGACACAGGUCUUCGAAAGAACGCAGGUCGAGAAAGCGCGGCGAGUCGAGCAGUCCCAGCUCGAGCAGACGACACAAGUCGAGGGAUAAAGACACGAGUGAUCAAACGCCUUUACUAGACAAGGAAGCGGACGAGGAAGAAUGAAGAUCGCCAUCAAGCGAUUGCUACUGAACUUUACUUGUUGUUACUCGACUGUUACCCUUCAUUUCAAGAAUAAAGAUCGCCAUCAAGCGAUCGCUACUGAACUUCACUUGUUGUUACUCGACUGUUGCCCUUCAUUUCAAGAAUGAAGAUCGCCAUCAAGCGAUCGCUACUGAACUUCACUUGUUGUUACUCGACUGUUACCCUUCAUUUCAAUAAUAAAACUCGCCAUCAAGCGAUCGCUACUGAACUUCACUUGUUGAUACUCGACUGUUGCCAUUCAUUUCAAGAAUAAAGAUCGCCAUCAAGCGAUCGCUACUGAACUUCACUUGUUGUUAGUCGACUGUUGCUCUUCAUUUCAAGAAUGAAAAUCGCCAUCAAGCAAUCGCUACUGAACUUCACUUGUUGUUACUCGACUGUUGCCCUUCAUUUCAAGAAUGAAGAUCGCCAUCAAGCGAUCGCUACUGAACUUCACUUGUUGUUACUCGACUGUUACCCUUCAUUUCAAUAAUAAAAAUCGCCAUCAAGCGAUCGCUACUGAACUUCACUUGUUGUUAGUCGACUGUUGCUCUUCAUUUCAAGAAUGAAAAUCGCCAUCAAGCAAUCGCUACUGAACUUCACUUGUUGUUACUCGACUGUUGCCCUUCAUUUCAAGAAUGAAGAUCGCCAUCAAGCGAUCGCUACUGAACUUCACUUGUUGUUACUCGACUGUUACCCUUCAUUUCAAGAAUAAAGAUCGCUAUCGUGUACUUACUUGCACUUGUUGAUCUCUGGCUGUUGCCAUUGAUUGGAACAGGAAUCUGAGGCAACAGUAACCACUAUAAAAAGAUUCUUAUUGUCACUGCUGUGUCCUGUGCACGACAUAUCACUCAUUGAUGUGCGUUGGUAAUAACUCUUUGUUGGUUGUAAUUUUGAAAACAAAACCCCAAUAACACUGACAAAACAGUAUUUUUGUUGACUGCCAUUAAAUUUGAUGUUUGUAGAAACCAUUCGUUGGCGUAUUAUCAGUAGCAUCAUUUGUUGGAGCAGGAAAUUGACAGACAAAAAUAAAUAAGAUAAAACAUU